CAGCAUCGCCUCAUAGAUCUCAGAUCCUCAAACUCAGAUCCCGAACGACUCAACGGUCAAUGUGGGCUUGACCUCUCUCACGCGAAACCCUUGUGAAGGUACCUGUCGACCAUAAACUUCAUAACCAGCCACUUUUUCAUCUGACCUUCUAAGGAUAUCUUUUAAUCUUCCAACUCGGUUGUCCAAAAUGAACCCCGUUCCUCUCAUUAACCACCCUUGCACGGUAUGCUGCAGGCCCACUUCCAUGUGGUGCAGCCGCUGCCAAGCCGCGUGGUAUUGCGCUCCCGAGCACCUUCAAAGCGAUUGGCCGCGCCAUCGAAAGGAAUGUGUUCCGGCAACCCAUGCCCAAAAUUAUAAUAUUAUUGCCACUCCACCUCCUGCUGAGCAGCAGGUGAUUAUGGUUUCCGCCAUCCUCUUCUCUCCCGAAGAAGAGCGUCCAAGGAUCAUCACGGUCAAGUGCCGUCCGUCCCAGGUCCCGUCGCAGGGCAUGUGUCCUCAACCUCUCGUCAGCGGACAUUUCUCGGACGGCCAAGCGGAAAGCAUUGUCUUGACGCAAGGCUUAAAUGGAGAGCCGCUCAGAUUCCCCCUUCAUCUGUGGUACUCCCCAACUGCGCUGUCGCGUUGCGCACCCAUUAACCGUGCUAUCUAUCACAUCACGUCCGGUGCCGCCGCGAAAGCUUGGUGCGGUACAGUUGUCGUCCUGAAGUUCAACGGAUCUCGGCGCCAGGGCUACUCUGAUGCAGGGUCGAAUGAUCUUCCCGCUCUCUCAGCCUAUUUCUUGGCCUAUAAGUAAACGCAUAACGCGUUUGGUUCUUAAUGUGCUUAAAAAGUAGAAUAUAAGCCACAUCAUCCGGGGAAGGCGCGUGCUUCUGACCUUUCCAUUGCAGCAUUAAAGCUCCUUGUCGUAUAUUAUCGCACAUAUAUAUCGUUUGUUGCUUUGUUCCGAUAUCUGUAGCUUUCAUAGUGUUUUUGUUUUGUUAUCUUACUAGUUCCUGCUCUUAACUGUAUUUCUCCAUAAAAUAGAUGAGUGGUUAUUGUUAUUUGCAAU
Molecule: messenger RNA, 1048 nt
Organism: Suillus discolor
Lineage: Eukaryota; Fungi; Basidiomycota; Agaricomycetes; Boletales; Suillaceae
Exons: 4
Coding region: 188-793 (201 amino acids)
Source: RefSeq, a predicted model, not a curated record